Molecule: messenger RNA, 630 nt
Organism: Fusarium proliferatum ET1
Lineage: Eukaryota; Fungi; Ascomycota; Sordariomycetes; Hypocreales; Nectriaceae
Exons: 1
Coding region: 1-630 (209 amino acids)
Source: RefSeq, a predicted model, not a curated record
AUGAAGCUGUCUGAUGUGACCCUCUUGGCUCUGAUCUCAGUUGCUUUCUCUGCUCCUGUUGCCGAGCCUUGCAGCGAGGUCUACUACCCUGAGUACAAGCCCAUAAAGAGCUGGGGAGAAUAUGGAGGACCUGGAAAGUCCAAGCCUCACAAGCCAAAGCCAAAGCCCCAUAAGCCUGAUCACCCUGGAAAGCCUGACUACCCUAAGCCAGGAAAGCCAGAUCAUCCAAGCAAGGCCCAUAAGCCGUGGGAGAACAACCAUGGCCAGCCUGGCUAUCCAGGACCUGGUAAACCUGACUAUCCUAAGCCUGGAAAACCUGAUCACCGAGGUAAGCCAGGCGGUCCAGGCAAGCCUGAUAAAACUUCAACUUUGGCCAGUAACUCAUGGCCACCCUUUCAUGCUCAAAAAAAAAAACUUACCUCGAUCUUGCUUGAUGCAAAAUCGUACUUACGACUGGCCCCAAGUCUGGGAUCAUUGGGCCAUACGGCUUACGACUUAUGUGCUAGGAUGAUGAUGACAAUGUUUGGGGAUAUUCAUGCACGGCAAUCAACACUCGUUUCCUCACUUCUGACACACAUCUCAACGAGAGAGCCUCUAUUUUCACCUUUAACCUUGCGAUUUCUACCCUGA